Molecule: messenger RNA, 1715 nt
Organism: Erinaceus europaeus (western European hedgehog)
Lineage: Eukaryota; Metazoa; Chordata; Mammalia; Eulipotyphla; Erinaceidae
Gene: AQP5
Product: aquaporin 5
Exons: 4
Coding region: 186-1256 (356 amino acids)
Biological process (GO): transmembrane transport
Cellular component (GO): plasma membrane; apical plasma membrane
Molecular function (GO): water channel activity
Source: RefSeq, a predicted model, not a curated record
GAAGGAUCCAGGAUGCCUGGGUCUCGGGGCCAGGAGGAGCCGGAGCCCGAGCCCGGAGACACGGCCAAGGCCGGAGCGCGGACACGGACCGGCAGCGCGGCCCCGCGGGCACAGGCGCCUCGAGGCCGGUAGGGCGAGAGCGCGGAGCCGGCGGGGCAGCGCCCGGGAGCGGCCAGGCGCGCAGCAUGCGCGGGGCCCCCGCCAGUCAGGGCUACACGGCCGCCUGGGUCACGUGUCCGCGCGGGGCCGGGGGCUGCGGGCCGCUCCCUCCCUGCGCGCCCGCCGGGGCCGCCCACUGCCCCCCCGCCGGGCCCGGCCGGCCCGUAUAUAGGGCGCCCCCGGUCGGCCCGCGCCAGCCCGCCCGCCGCGCCCAGGCCGCCGCGCCCCGCAGCCAGCCCCCGGCCCGGCCCGCCACCCCGACGGCCGCCCCCCGCCGCCGCCCGGCCCCCGCGCUCGCCAUGAAGAAGGAGCUGUGCUCCGUGGCCUUCCUCAAGGCCGUGUUCGCCGAGUUCCUGGCCACCCUCAUCUUCGUCUUCUUCGGCCUGGGCUCGGCACUCAAGUGGCCGUCGGCGCUGCCCACCAUCCUGCAGAUCGCACUGGCCUUCGGGCUGGCCAUCGGCACCCUGGCCCAGGCCCUGGGGCCCGUGAGUGGCGGCCACAUCAACCCCGCCAUCACGCUGGCGCUGCUGGUGGGCAACCAGAUCUCCCUCCUGCGUGCUGCCUGCUACGUGGUGGCACAGCUGGUGGGCGCCAUCGCUGGGGCGGGCAUCCUGUAUGGGCUGGCGCCGCUCAACGCCCGCGGCAACCUGGCCGUCAAUGCGCUCAACAACAAUAUAACACCGGGCCAGGCCUUGGUGGUGGAGCUGAUUCUCACCUUCCAGCUGGCACUCUGCAUCUUCUCCUCCACCGACACUCGCCGCACCGGCCCCGUGGGCUCCCCGGCCCUGUCCAUCGGCCUGUCUGUCACACUGGGCCACCUCGUAGGGAUCUACUUCACCGGCUGCUCCAUGAACCCGGCCCGCUCCUUCGGCCCCGCAGUGGUCAUGAAGCGGUUCAGCCCCGCACAUUGGGUGUUCUGGGUGGGACCGAUCCUGGGUGCUGCCCUAGCUGCCAUCCUCUACUUCUACCUGCUCUUCCCCAACUCUCUGAGCCUGAGCGAGCGUGUGGCCGUUGUCAAGGGCACUUACGAACCUGAGGAGGACUGGGAGGAGCAGCGGGAGGAGCGGAAGAAGACCAUGGAGCUCACUGCCCACUGAGUAGCACCUGGCAGGAGCCACCACAGGGGCUGAAAGGAGUGUGACCCGCACAGCCUUCUCCCCCAGGCAGGGGGAUCUGGGCUGCAGAGGAGGCACUGGCUCCUGGCUGGACUGCAGCCAGAGACAGAAGCAGGGCCCCAUGAUGGGACUCUUGGGGUGGGGGCUGGGGGCUGGGGGCUGGGGCCUGUGGCAGGAAGGUCCCUCUGGGACUGAGCAGACUGCUAUGUGGGGUCAGAGCACAGUGCCAUGCUUGCAGGCUGCCUGAGGCCACAGUAGAAGGGUGUGGCCUACAGCCUCUGUCCCCACUCUCACCCCACCAAACCCGCACACAGCAGGGGUGAAGCUCUCCAAGCUCCUUAAGAGGGAGGCAGGCUGGUUGAUUGAAUGCUGCCUUAUUUAUUUCUGGGCUGCUGGUGAUUGGGGUGAGGGGGGUGCUUCCCAAUAAACCACUAACAUUCA